CUUCCGUGUGUCUGCCUUUGGGUGGGUCAUGUUUGUGGCCAUCUUGUACUGGGUCCUGACGGUCAUCUUCCUCAUCAUCUACCUGACCAUGGCUUACAACAGGAUCCCUCAGGUCCCCUGGACAACUGUGGGCCUGUUCUUCAACAGUAGUGCUACAGUGAUGUAUGUGGUGGCAGCAGCAGUGGACGCAGCCUCAAUCAGCCAUGCUGUUAAGGGGCGCCAUAACUACACCUGCUGGGUCGCAUCCACAUUCUUUGCCUUCCUGGUCACUCUCUAAUAUGCAGGAAGUACAUAUUUAAGUUUUAAAUCGUGGAGAUCAAGGGAUGAGGACCAAUAACCAAUCAUAAAGGACAGCUAAAGUAUAUCCAUUAUGGAACACAUGAAGAAUGCAACAACCACUCCUUCCCUUUGGAAUGCAUUUCUCUAUUAUUUAAUCUGUUAUAUUUCUGUUAUUUUGGAGUUAUGGUGUGUUUCAUCUGUUGGAAUGACAGAGCCUUAACCUCAGUGGUGUUUUUACUUCUUAUGCACUCAUGAGUUUUAAAAAAAAUUACAUUUGGAUGAAAAUGACUGAAGCUAAUAAAGUGGCUAUUCUAUUGUUCUGAAGCUGGAGAUCAAAGCUUUAACUCCAAUAUUAAAAUGGUUUGGACAGUAAUGUUGUCCCACACUAGAUGGUGCUACAAUACAAGGCUAGGAAACAGGGAGUAUGAAGAACAUUACAGUCAAUUCUCUUUUUGAUUAUUAUUAUGUGACCAGUUUCAGGAAACUAGGCGUACUUCACAGGAGUACCGUUUCAAUUAGACAUUUCUUUUUUU
Molecule: messenger RNA, 812 nt
Organism: Salmo salar (Atlantic salmon)
Lineage: Eukaryota; Metazoa; Chordata; Actinopteri; Salmoniformes; Salmonidae
Source: RefSeq, a predicted model, not a curated record